Molecule: messenger RNA, 3382 nt
Organism: Trifolium pratense (red clover)
Lineage: Eukaryota; Viridiplantae; Streptophyta; Magnoliopsida; Fabales; Fabaceae
Product: protein unc-13 homolog
Exons: 4
Coding region: 23-3079 (1018 amino acids)
Source: RefSeq, a predicted model, not a curated record
CGGUUAUCUGACCCACCGGCGCAUGGGUCAGCAUAGCCGUCGCGGGACUUACCCUACUGCGUCAUUGUUACGUCUCGACUUCAAAAACCGUCUUGAUGGGACGGUUUCUGAUAACCUCGAAUGGCCGUUUGGAAAUUUGGCAGGAUUAAAUGCUGAUGAAAUCAGGGAAACAGCCUAUGAGAUAUUCUUCACGUCCUGCCGAUCAUCGCCGGGGUUUGGUGGACGUCAUGCGCUGACGUUUUAUUCGAAUCACGAGAACAAUGGUGGAAGUGGAGAUGGUGGAAAGGUGAAUCAGGUGGUGACGAAACCGACGAGUAGGGUGAAGAGAGCGCUUGGGUUGAGGCUUAUUAAGAGAUCAACGUCGAGAAGAAUAGUUGGUGGUGGUGUUGUUUCUUCAAUGCCUUCGUCUCCAGUGGGUGGAAGUGCAAGUCCUAUAUCGCAUACGGUGCCUCCUCCUUCUAGGCCGCGGAGGCCUAUGACUGCCGCGGAGAUAAUGAGACAGCAGAUGAAGGUGACGGAACAUGAUGAUAAUAAGUUGCGCAAGACUCUCAUGAGAACCCUUGUUGGUCAAGUGGGAAGGAGAGCAGAAACUAUAAUUUUACCAUUGGAACUGAUAAGACAUCUAAAGCCAUCAGAAUUCAGUGAUUCCAAUGAAUAUCAUAUGUGGCAAAAGAGACAACUCAAAGUUCUUGAAGCAGGACUUCUCCUAAACCCUUCACUCCCAUUAGAUAAAAACAACACAUUUGCCUUACGCCUCAAGGAAAUCAUAAACAGCGGCGAAUCCAAACCUAUAGACAUUGGCAAAAACUCAGACACAAUGAGAACUCUUUGUAACUCUGUUGUUUCCUUAUCAUGGAGGAGCGACAAUGGUACUCCAACCGAUGUUUGUCAUUGGGCGGAUGGAUUCCCUUUCAAUCUUCACAUCUAUACUGCUCUUCUUCAUUCAAUUUUCGAUAUCCGGGAUGAAACAUUAGUCCUUGAUGAAGUUGAUGAGAUUCUUGAACUCAUCAAGAAAACAUGGUCAACAUUAGGGAUUACAUUGCCUAUUCAUAACAUAUGUUUCACUUGGGUUUUGUUUCAACAGUAUAUAGCUACUGGACAGAUUGAACCUGAUCUUCUUUCUGCAACAUCUGUUAUGUUAAAUGAGGUUGCAAAUGAUGCUAAGAGAGAGAAGGAAUCUUUGUAUGUUAAGAUUCUUUCUUCGGUUUUGUGUUCGAUACAAAGUUGGAUUGAGAAGAGGUUGCUUAAUUAUCAUGAAUAUUUCCAAAGAGGGAAUGUUUCUCAGAUCGAAAACCUUGUUCCUCUCGUGUUGUUGGUCUCAAAGAUUUCAGGAGAAGAUCUUACAAUCACUGAUGGAGAAAAGGGCGAGAGAGGAGACAUUACCAUAGUCGAUUCAUCUGGUGAUCGGGUUGAUAACUAUAUUCGUUCAUCGAUGAAAAAUUCAUUUGAAAAGGUAUUGGAGGCAAUGAAUGAAAAAUCUAGUGAAUUAGAAAGAAAGAAAGCAUUGAGUGAAGUUUUGAUUCAAUUAGCUCAAGAGACUGAAGUUUUGGUGAUGAAGGAAAGGCAACAUUUCAGUCCAAUACUAAGGAAAUGGCAUUCAACAGCAGGUGCAAUUGCUGCAAUGACGCUGCACGCGUGCUAUGGCCAAGUUCUGAGACAGUAUGUAAGUGAAGUGACCACAUUAACACCUGAAUCAGUUCAAGUAUUGCAAAGGGCUGCUAAGCUAGAAAAGCUGAUUGUUCAAAUAGUGGUUGAAGACUCUGAUGAUUGCGAUGACGGUGGAAAAACUGUUGUGAGAGAGAUGGCUCCUUUUGAUAUAGAUUCUGUCAUAUUAAGUCUUCUUGGAAAAUGGAUAGAUGAAUCACUCAAUAAAGGAAAAGAGAGUUUGCAAAGGGCAAAAGAGACUGAAACAUGGAAUGCAAAGUCGAAAACAGAAAUGUAUGCACAAUCGGCUUCUGAGCUAAUGAAAUUGGCUGCGACCACUGUGGACGACUUUUUCCAAGUUCCAAUUACAAUUACAGAAGAUUUAGUUCAAGACCUUGUUGAUGGAUUGGAGAACCUCUUCCUCGACUACAUAAAAUUUGUUGCAGCAUGCGGUUCAAAACAAAGUUACAUUCCUUUACUUCCACCAUUGACAAGAUGCAACCGGGACUCCAAACUCAUGAAAUGGUGGAAGAAAGCUGCUCAAUGCAAUACUGGUUAUGAAGAUACGAAUCAAGUUAACGGAACACAAGAAGGUCACAACGCCCGUCCUUUAACUAGCCGCGGAACACAACGCCUCUACAUUCGUCUCAACACUUUACAAUAUCUUUUCACCAGCAUGCACUCUCUUGAGAAAACUAUCUCAAAGAACCCCGGCAUAGUACCUUCUAACCGCCUUCGAUUCAGAAACAGCCGCAAGGCUCAAACCAACAACAAUUCUUAUUUCGAAAACGUUAACUUUUCUAUUCUAGCAGCAUGUCAACACGUCUCAGAAAUCGCUGCAUACCGUCUUGUAUUCCACGACUCGAGUCCUGCCUUCUAUGACAAGCUCUAUGUUGGCGGCGUAACAAGAGGUCAAAUUAGGCCUCUGUUGAAAAUCAUGAAACAAAAUCUAAUACAAAUGUCAACAAUUCUAACAGAUAAAGCUCAACCAUUGGCAAUGAAAGAAGUAAUGAAGGCUUCAUUCGACGCAUUCCUUAUGGUUUUACUUGCUGGUGGAACUUCAAGGGUGUUUCACAGACAUGAUCAUGAUACACUACAAGAUGAGUUUGAGCAAUUGAAGAGAGUUUACAGCAACAAUUUAGAAGGUUUGGUCAUACCCGAAAAUAUCGUAGAUGGAGAAGCUGCAGUGGUGGAAGGAGUGAUUGCAUUGAUGGGACAAAGUACAGAACAAUUGAUAGAAGAUUUCAGCAUAGUGACAUGUGAAUCAAGUGGAAUAGGUGUGAUGGGAAAUGGACAAAAGUUACCAAUGCCUCCUACAACAUGCAAAUGGAAUAGGGCAGAUCCUAAUACAAUAUUGAGAGUAUUGUGUUAUAGAGAUGAUAAUGCUGCAAAUCAGUUCUUGAAGAGAACAUAUGAGUUACCUAAGAGGAGGUAAUAAUAAUAAUAAUGUAACUAAAAAAGAAGGAAAAUGCAUGCAAUUUUGUUGUGAUUCUUAUGAACUUCAAGUGAAAGAAGUGGAAAAGUUGUGCAUCUUUGAGGGUGGGAAAGGGUUGUUUUGUAUUGAUUCAUUUUUUAUGGGCAUGGGAGAGAGAGAGGGGGCACAUGUGUAUUUGAAAAAAGGACAUAAGUUCAUUUUUUUUAUGGCAUGGGAAUGGAGAAAAAAGAAAGAAAAUGUUUUGUUUUUAUCAUUUGAUUUGUAGAGAAUGCAGAAAAGUGAUGAAUUGUAUUUAUUCAAGUA